UAUAAAAAGUAGUUGUAAAUUACUGUGAAACCAUCUAUCCAUUCAUUUAUAUUCGUACAUGUCAGUAAUUGUCUGUGAUAUUUGUAACGUGUUGGUUUACAAGACGGAACAGACUAAUGUAACGAGAUUAAAGUUUAAGAAUUGAGGAAGGAUAUACCCUGUUGACAUUAUCUCUCAUUAUUGUUGAUAUCACUAUACAUCGGUGAUUGUUUCUACGUACAGUGUGUGACAUAUUGGAUUUAUUUCUUUUUUUUUGUUUACAAAUGGAUAUAAAAGAGUAAACGUCCAUUUUCAGAAUGAUCAGAUGUUUACCAGAUGAUGGUAUCCCAGCCAUUGCCUAUGGACACAGCCGACAAAUGGAUGGCAACUGUUUGCCUGGAGACAUCAAAUUAAAUGCCCAUCUACGUAUACAGCCCCAUCUACAGAAUGGGCCAAACACAGGGGCCCAGACCAUGUACUGCAGUGUGCCCCAUAACUUUGAACACUACAUGCGACAAACGCCAUUACCCGACAGUCCACCAGAUUCUGGAAGUGAGCCAUAUUCUCCACAUGAUGGACAAAAUCUUCCUCAUAUAGAUCCUAAACACGGACAUGGACAUGUUAAUGGAAUGACUUCAUUACAGCAACCCCCACCAAUGUAUCCUCAGAAUCAUGGUGGUAUGAACAUGCCAUUAAAACUGCCAACAUCAUCAUAUAUGAACGAACCACCAAAAUUAAAUCACCUACCACAGCAACAGUUACCACCGACAACCAUGCACCAGGUGUCACCACCAAUCAAUCAUCCGGUUUUACCAAAUCAUUACGGUGUCGGUCCAAUGAAUAUGAACAAUCCUACUCACAAAAAGAGAAAAUACUCGGAAUCACCCAACAGUACAAUAAACAGUAAUAUGAUGAACAAUAUGAAUGGAUUACUUAGUAUUAAACAGGAACCACCGGGUGCCAACUUUCCUGGGAAUUAUGCUGGAUUGCCUGAUUGUACAGAGGAUGAUUAUAGUUAUGAUAUGGAUGCUAGUGGAAGUUUUAUGGACAGUUCUUAUCAGGUUAUUAAAUGGCAGCUGUAUCAGACAUCUAAAUGGGCAAUACUUACAGACUCCGAACUCAAAGAUUUACCCCAGAUAACAUUCCGUGUUGACGCUGAUAAAGGCUUUAACUACUCUACUUCCGAUGAAUCAUUUGUGUGUCAGAAAAAGAAUCAUUUCCAGGUCACAGUUCACAUGGGUAUGCACGGACAUGCUAAAUAUGUCCGUACCCCAGAAGGCGUUAAAAAGAUCGACAACUUCUGUUUACAUUUUAAAGGCAUUAAGAUGGAAUCACCAACACAAAGUAUCAAAGUAGAACAAUCUCAAUCAGAUAGAAGUAAAAAGGCCUUCAACCCAAUAAGAGUUGAUUUAACACCAGAACAGGUUACCAAGGUGACGGUUGGUCGCCUUCAUUUCUCAGAAACCACGUCGAACAACAUGAGGAAAAAGGGUAAACCUAAUCCUGACCAAAGAUAUUUUAUGUUAGUUGUCUCUCUACAUGCCCACUGUGCGGAUUCUAAUCAUAUGAUAGCAGCUAGUAAUUGUGAGAGAAUUAUUGUCAGGGCAUCCAACCCAGGUCAGUUUGAUAGUGAUGUAGAUGUAUUAUGGCAAAAAGGACACACCCAGGAAUCAGCUUACCAUGUAGGUAAAGUAGGUGUCAAUACAGAUCACCCCGAAGAAGCUUUAACUGUCCAUGGAAACAUUCGUCUUACUGGUCAUCUCAUGCAACCAUCAGAUGUGAGAGCUAAAGAAAACUUUAAAGAAGUGAAUUCUAAAGAACAGAAAGAAAAUGUGGAGAAGAUUAUGAUCUAUAAGUAUAAUUAUAGUGAAGAUUUUGCUGAAACUGCUAACCUACCACCGAACUUUCGGGAAGAUACAGGUGUCAUCGCCCAAGAGAUCAGAGAAAUUCUACCGGACGCUGUUCAAGAAACAGGGGACGUUACUCUACCCAAUGGAUUAACCAUUGACAACUUCCUAGUCGUAGACAAGGAUCGUAUAUUUAUGGAAAAUGUGGGAGCUGUGAAAGAAUUGUGUAAAUUAACAGACAACCUUGAGAUUCGUAUUGAUGAACUGGAAACUAUGAACACUAAAUUACUCAAAUUGAAACGUUAUGAUAGUUUGAAAUCAACGGCAAGUUUUAAAUCUUGCUCUAGUAUUAGUACUGUUAGUUCUUCACAGCCACAGCAACCAACGAAGAAGAGCUCAAAUCAAUCGUCAACUACAUCAUCACCGUCAUCCAACACUCGUCACCAUCAUCGUCAUCACUCAAAGAGUAAACGAAGUUGUUCCCGUCAUCAACCACCCGUACAAUCCAAUAUGUGCAGCAAUCGUUUUAUACAGAUUACUAUUAUUAUACUCAUUCUUAUAAUGGCCUUUUGUCUCGUAGCAAUAACAACCUUAUAUAUCAUAGAACGUCACAAGACUCCUAGUUCUGGAACAGCCAGUCUACAAUCACAGUAUCAUCAUACAUUUUUACCGGGUCCGACGUUACCGACCACAGCCAAGACUAGACAGUUUAUUCCUACGGUACAAGAAUCGAAAUCAACUCCAUCACACGAUAAACCCACUUCAGGAACUCCAGUAGUGCCUACCACAAAACGACCAAGACCUAUUAUACCGGCUUACCCAACAUGUGGUGGUGAAUGUGAGCAGUUGUGCUGUCCUUCUCCGGUUGCUGACGAUCAGCCAAUUAAUGGUGAAGACAAUUAUUCUGACCAGGGAGAAAGGGGUGGCGAAAUACAUGAGCCACCAGCAGGACGUAAGACAGUAGUUAUUGACCUACCAAAUGAUGCACGUGAACCGAAGGUCAUUAAUAAUAAUGAUAGCCAAAAUCCACCUUAUCACGUGAUCAACAACAAUCUUAACAUAGUGCGAUAUAGAGUUAAGCGUAGUACAGAUACAACGGCUGUCACGAUUAAAAUUAAGGAGUUGAAUUUUACCAUUGGGGAUGACUAUUGUUCUCCAGGUUCCUGUUCCAGUCAUAAUUAUACUUAUUUAGCAAGUCUCAGUCCAUACUUUGGCUACGGUACUGUUACACUACAAUUCACAUUGACGUCCCAGGCUCAAGUUAUGAUGUGUACUAACUAUACUAAAGGGGCGUGUCCCACUACUCAAGAACAAAUAUCUUCACCAUCUCAACAAUCACAAUUUGGACAAACCUUAGAAUGGCCGGUUUCUAUUGGACAGAAUUUCAUAACAAGAUUCAAAUUCAGAAUUUCUCAGGACAACAAUCAUCAACUUUGUGUAUUACCGAAUACAGAUGCUAGUGCCUCCACCUAUGUAGAAUAUAAUAUCCACUUCACAAGAACCUGUAGCCGACCAGAAGAAGAGAAAUAAACGUUCAUAUUUAGCAGUUGGUAGCAACCAUAUUAUUUAACUGCUAGAUUUAUUGUGUUUUAAUCAAGGAGGAAGUCUUAGAGUCCGACUUAUAUACUGAUUAAAGGUUAGACAUAGGAUAUAGUGAAGAAACGUUGAUAUUCUUCCGUACACCUGUGUAUGGAUGGCGUCGUUAUUAUUUCGUUUAUUGAUACAUCGUUUACUGUAUUUCAAAAACAUAUACUCGAAUGACUCUGUUAUUUACCAUGUUAUGAAGGUAUUUUAGUGGUAUUUAUGUACGCAGCGAGAUAUGUCUCUACCUUCAGUGUCGUAUUAAACUAAGAUGCACUGUAGAGCUAAGAAUUAAUAUUGUUACUUAUUGGUAUAUUUUUGAUGUUAUGUUUAAUAUCAUUUGUAAUUGAAAUACGUGGACAGUGCGCUUUUUAGUGUCAAAUUGUAAACUGGAAAUUCAUUUUAAUAACCAACAACAUUCCCCGUGACUUUAAUGAGCUUUUGUUUUCAUAUUUUGUAUAUAUACAUGAAACGAUGAUAAAAUAUAACAUCCUAUACAAAUUUUUAACAUUUUAAAGGCUGUAUAUUUUCGUAUAAAAAUAAUUUUUGCUAAAGCAAACUUUAUCUAAUGAAAUAUUUUUAUUAAUUAUAUUAUGUAUAUAUUUUGUAAAUAUAACUAUACAUAGAGUCUACUGAUGUGGAUAAAAUGAACAAAAUGAUUAGGUCUUAUUCCUGAUGAGUUCAGCUUUAAAUCUAUAUGCAUAUUCCUUUAAAAAGUAUAAAGAUUUUUACAUACUUUUACUAGUAUCUGAAAAUGAGUUUAAAACUGUUUAAAUUCAGACAAUCUAUAAUGUUUAUUAAUUUUAACACUUAAUAAUUAAUUUCUUAAAUUUCUCCCUUAAAUGUUUUACAAAUUAGCUCGAAACUUAAAUGCAACCCUGGUGAAUUAGCCACGCCGAAAUUUUAAAGUUAAAAUAUUUACUUUUAUUUGUAUUUAUUUAUAAUUAUUAGUAUUGAAAACUAAUUAUACCGUAUUAAUUACCUCUUAAUUAAGAAUCUCAAUCUUCAAAUAGCAGACUGUAAAAAUCGCGAAACAUGAAAUUAUUAUGAUUGUUAUCAAGUUUAUUUUACUUUAAUGCGAAUGCAAUAUUGACUUAUUGUUCAAUAAUAGAAGAUAAAUAUUUUGUUAAAUGUACAGGAAGGCUGCUUAAAAUAUCAAACAAAUUUGAAAUCUAACAUUUCUUAAUAUAGAAUGGUGGGGGAGAUGAAAUUUAAUAAUCAAUAUUAUAUCUCGAAGAUUUGCCCCACGCCUAUGUCACUUAACAAGACAAUAGUGUGGAACUAAUUUUAGGCUUGACACAUGUACUCGGCGCUGCUAUAUGGGGUGUAAUGUGGGCCCUGAAAUUUCACAUAUUGAAAUAAGAUCUCAUCCAUGGGUUUAUGAAACAAAGUUAGAACACAUUCCUUGUUAAUUUAAAUGGCCGAAAACGAUCCAAAUAUUAUUUGUAUAUAUCCUGUACAUAUAUUUUCAAUUUAACUCAUUAAAUAUAUAUAAGAAAGUAUUUUAUCAUAUUUUUUGAAAUUAUUGUAUUAUGUUUUACACCGUGUAAUGCUUUAUUGUAUGUAGUGCUUCAAUGAAACAUAAAUAAUAUAUGUACAUUCCUUAUAUAUCCAGUAUCUCAAUAACCGACCGAGUCUGUGGCCGGUUUUGUUGGGUUUUCUUUUUUAUUACAAUAUUUAACGUUUAUUUCAACACCCUUAUUCAAAAGAUUAGCAGUUCACCUAAUUAUGGAUAUUAAAAGUGGUAAUAUAUCUUCUAGGAGACGCCAUUAAAAUGAGUUGACAAUUCGCUUAUAAGAAGGGUGCUCCGUUUAAUUAUCCGAGGUUCACGCAAGUUGGUUCUAAAACACGACGGGAAGUAACCGAUAAAGGUCACCACAAAACAAUAGAAAUUCAGUUAAAAGUUGAAACUUGGUUCAUUUACCGAUACACAGUUUGCUGUCUAUCUGUUUCCCUUAUUGUUUCAUUAUAUCAACCAAAGAUUUAUUGUCGUUGUCGUACUUUGUGUCAAAUCGAAUGCUCUUUUUAUUGAGAUUUUCUUGUGAUUUAAAAAAAAAAGAAAAUGUUCUGGAUUAAGCAAAAUGUAUUUUUGUUUUCUAAUGUUUUAUUUAUAGAGCCUGUUUGAGAUUUAUUAACUGAACAAAUUCAUCAUCUACACGAGAUUUGAUGCAUCUUUGCUUUUGUUUAGAUAUUCUACACCAUUCUGGAAAUUUGUUUUGACGUUUGUUAUCUUGUUUUGUUAGUAGUAUAGAAUUGUCACGUAACAGGUUUUGUUUUCGUCUCAAAGAAUAUCAUAAUAUAGCUCAGAGGUUAACAUAUUAUUUAAAGAUCGAAUAGAAAUUAAAUCGUUAUUUGUCUUGAUAAAUUAUCAGCCCAAGCAGCUCAGAAAUUAAUGCAUCCAAAAUAUCAAUAUAUCGAUAAAAAAGGAGCGGAUGAACCCUAAUUGUAAUGUCUAUAAAGAUAGCGCUAUACAUACUACACAUAUUAGAAAUAACAUUAUUUAUGAUGACAAAAUGAAAUAUAUCCUUUUUAUUAUAUUUGAAUUUGUGUACAUAUCCUGCAACAUUCCAGAACUCAUCUUAAAAUAUUUGUUGAGACCUUCAUUUUAAUAAAAAUCGAGAUUAUAAGAAA
Molecule: messenger RNA, 6038 nt
Organism: Patella vulgata (common limpet)
Lineage: Eukaryota; Metazoa; Mollusca; Gastropoda; Patellidae
Product: myelin regulatory factor
Exons: 21
Coding region: 297-3356 (1019 amino acids)
Biological process (GO): protein autoprocessing; positive regulation of DNA-templated transcription
Cellular component (GO): nucleus; endoplasmic reticulum membrane
Molecular function (GO): DNA-binding transcription factor activity; sequence-specific DNA binding
Source: RefSeq, a predicted model, not a curated record